AUGGGAUUAGAUGCCUCGAAGGCUUCUGAUCAGAAAGGACUGAGAAGGAGCCACCUUGUGCCUGAAGCGGGCCGGGGGAGCUGUCAGGCCAGCGGUGACGUCCGCGAGUACAGGGGUCGACCGCGGACGGAGGAGGAGACAUUCGCGUCACCCCCCUGGCACCCAGCCAUGGCGAGGCUGGCAGGCGGGGGACGCUGCGUCCUGCCUCUGGCUUUCUUCCUGGUGCAGUUCUGCGUGGCCACCGAGAUCCCGCCCUCAGUUCAACAGGUUCCAACCAUCACAAAACAGUCAAAAGUGCAAGUCGCCUUUCCCUUUGACGAAUUCUUCCAACUCGAAUGCGAAGCCAAGGGGAACCCCGAACCCACGUUCACGUGGACGAAGGACGACAAGCCUUUCCACCUCUCUGACCCCCGGAUCACUGUCUCCCACAACUCGGGGACCUUCAAGAUCUCUAACGAGGGGCACGUGUCUCACUUCCAAGGGAAAUACCGCUGCUUCGCCUCCAACAGACUGGGAGUGGCCAUGUCAGAAGAAAUAGAAUUCAUAGUUCCAAAUGUUCCGAAAUUCCCCAAAGAGAAGAUCGAGCCUCUCGAGGUGGAGGAGGGGGACGCUGUGGUCCUUCCGUGCCGCCCCCCGAAAGGCCUGCCGCCCCUGCACAUCUACUGGAUGAACAUCGAGCUGGAGCACAUCGAGCAGGACGAGCGGGUGCACGUGAGCCGCCAGGGCGACCUGUACUUCGCCAACGUGGAGGAGAGGGACAGCCGGGGCGACUACUGCUGCUUCGCCGCCUUCCCCCGGCUGCGGACCAUCGUGCAGAAGAUGCCCAUGAAGCUGACCGUCCGCAGCUUAAAGCAUGCUAAUGACUCAAGUUCAUCCCCAGGAAUCGGUUCCGAGGCGAACUCGAUCAAGCAAAGAAGGCCCAGGCUGCUGCUGCCUCCCGCGGAGCGGGGCCCCGCGUCCUCGGUCACCGUCCUCAAGGGGGACGCCCUGCUGCUCGAGUGCUUCGCGGAAGGCCUACCAACUCCACAGGUUGAUUGGGAAAAAAUGGGCGGCGAUUUACCAAAAGGGAGAGAAACUAAAGAGAAUUACGGCAAGACCUUGAAGAUCGAGAACGUCUCCUACGGGGACAGAGGGACCUACCGCUGCGCAGCCAGCAACUCCCUGGGCACCGCCCGCCACGACUUCCGCGUCACCGUGGAAGAAAGCCCGUUUGCCGGGGACAUCGUCUCCCCCAGCGAGGUCAGCUUCACCAACCUGCAGCCCAACCACACGGCCGUGUACCAGUGCGAAGCCGCGAACGUGCACGGGACCAUCCUGGCCAGCGCCAACGUCGACGUUGUAGAUGUCCGUCCGCUGAUACAGACGGAGGAUGACGUGGCGUAUGCCGCCGUGGCCGGGGCCAGCGUGUCACUGCACUGCAAGUUCUUCGCCUCGCCCGAGGCCACCGUGUCCUGGCAGAAGGCGGACGAGGCGCAGCCUCUGGAGGGCGGCCGGUACCGCACCCACAGGAACGGCACCCUGCAGAUCAGCGCGACCUCACCGGACGACGCCGGCGCCUACUCGUGCUGGGUCGAGAACGCCAAAGGGAAAACCGCGGUCACCGCCAGCCUGGACGUCCGAAAUGCCACGAAACUUCGAAUUUCUCCUACGAGCCCGCGCGUCCCCAAGUCACACACGCUCGAGUUGUACUGUGAGAGCCAGUGCGACUCACAUUUGAAGCACAGUCUGAAGCUGACCUGGAGUAAAGGCGGUGAGGCCUUCGAAACCAACGGCACGGACGACGGCAGGGUAACCGUGGACGGAGCUAACCUGACCGUGUCCAACGUCACUGUGGAGGACGAGGGCGUCUACGCCUGUUCAGCACAGACCGCCCUGGACAGCGUCACGGAGGAGACCCGGGUGACCGUCCUCGAUGUCCCGGACCCCCCGGGAAGCCUCCGCUUGUCCGAGAGACACAACAGGAGUGUCCGGCUGACGUGGGAGGCCGGAGACGCCCACAACAGCGACAUCAGCGAGUACAUUAUAGAGUUUGAAGGAAACAAGGUGGACCCCGGCCGGUGGGAGGAGCUGGCGCGGGUCCGGGGAGAGGAGACGACCGCCCUGCUGCCCUUGGCCCCGUACGUGGCGUACCAGUUCCGAGUCAGCGCCGUGAACGAGGUGGGGCGCAGCCAGCCGAGCCGGCCAUCCGACCGCCACGAGACGCCUCCGGCAGCUCCGGACAGGAAUCCACAGAACAUAAGGGUUCAAGCCUCUCAGCCGAAGGAAAUGAUUAUAAAAUGGGAGCCGCUGAAGCCCAUGGAGCAGAACGGGCCGGGGCUGGAGUACAGGGUGACCUGGAAGCCGCAGGGGGCCCCCGUGGAGCGAGAGGAAGAAACCGUCAGGAACCACACGUUGCGGGUGAUGACGUCCAGCGUCUACGCCCCGUACGAGGUCCAGGUCCAGGCCGUCAACCACCUGGGCGCCGGCCCCGCACCCCAGGCCGUGGUCCUCUACUCCGGGGAGGACUACCCCGACGCGGCCCCCGAGAUCCGGGGGGUGGACGUCAUCAACAGCACGCUGGCUAAAGUGACCUGGUCAGCGGUGCCGAAGGACAGCGUCCGCGGACACCUCAGAGGAUAUGAGAUAAACUGGUGGAAAACGAGAAGCCUGCUGGACGGACGGACGCUCCCCAAGCGAGUGAACGUGCUGCGCUUUUCGGGGCCGAGAAGCUCCGGGAUGCUGCCGGCCCUCGAGGCCUUCAGCGAGUUCCACGUGACGGUCGCGGCCUACAACUCCCGGGGCGCCGGCCCCGAGAGCGAGCCCCACGCCUUCCGGACACCAGAAGGAGUUCCUGGCCAGCCCGCCUUCCUCAAGGUCGUCCAGAUCGACAAGGACACCGCCACCGUGUCCUGGGGACUGCCUCAGAAGCUGAACGGAAACUUGACUGGCUACGUGCUGCAGUACCAGAUAAUAAAUGACACCUACGAAGUCGGAGAACUGAAUGCCGUCAACAUCACGAGCCCCUCGAAGCCCAGCUGGCACCUCUCGAACCUCAGCCCCGCGACCCGGUACAAAUUCUACGUGCGGGCUUGCACGUCCAGGGGCUGUGGCACACCCCUCACCGAGGAGAGCCUCACGGCGGGUGACGGCAGUAAAGGUCUCGGGAAGCUGUCCGAAGGCGUAAACCUUACUCAAAAGCUCCACCCAGUAGAGGUGUUUGAGCCGGGAGCUGACCAUGUAGUUCGCCUGUCGACUAAGAAUUGGGUGGAUAACAGUAGCAUUUUCGAAGACGUAAUCGAGGCGAGAGGGAGAGGGUACGCUGGCCUGUACGAUGACAUCGCCACGCAAGGCUGGUUCAUCGGGCUGAUGUGUGCCGUCGCGGUCCUCACGCUCACGCUGCUGACCGUGUGCUUCGUGAAGAGGAACAGAGGUGGGAAGUACUCAGUGAAAGAAAAGGAAGACCUGCACCCAGACCCAGAGGUCCAGUCAGGAAAAGACGAGACCUUCGGCGACUACAGCGACAGUGACGAAAAGCCUCUGAAGGGAAGCGUCCGGUCGCUGGCCAGAGGCACGGAGGCCACGGGGAGCGCGGACAGCCUGGUGGCCUACGGGGAGGGCGACCACGGCCUGUUCAGCGAGGACGGGUCCUUCAUCGAGCGCUGCCCGGGGCUAGCGAACCCCCAGUUCUCCCCUGGCACCAGCACCGACUUCAUGCACAAGCCCGUGGGCAAGAUGCUCGACCCCGUGGCUGCAGACGGUCUCGACGCUGACGUGCUGACGAUGAUCCCACGGACCUUAUCUUUGUCACAGGGUGUUCUUCUGUAUGAAGAAAAAUUUGAAAAUGAUGAAAGCUAA
This is a messenger RNA of Pteropus alecto (black flying fox), 3834 nucleotides long. RefSeq names its product cell adhesion molecule L1 like (gene CHL1). The transcript has 27 exons. Bases 1 to 3834 code for a protein of 1277 amino acids. NCBI's taxonomy places the organism in Eukaryota, Metazoa, Chordata, Mammalia, Chiroptera, Pteropodidae. Gene Ontology annotation, biological process: axon guidance; cell-cell adhesion. Gene Ontology annotation, molecular function: protein binding. Gene Ontology annotation, cellular component: plasma membrane; axon. The record is from RefSeq and is a predicted model, not a curated record.